Magnolia sinica is the source of this 2376-nucleotide messenger RNA. RefSeq names its product dnaJ protein ERDJ2-like. Bases 204 to 2258 code for a protein of 684 amino acids. Gene Ontology annotation, cellular component: Sec62/Sec63 complex. NCBI's taxonomy places the organism in Eukaryota, Viridiplantae, Streptophyta, Magnoliopsida, Magnoliales, Magnoliaceae. Gene Ontology annotation, molecular function: transmembrane protein transporter activity; RNA binding. The transcript is spliced from 11 exons. Gene Ontology annotation, biological process: post-translational protein targeting to endoplasmic reticulum membrane; SRP-dependent cotranslational protein targeting to membrane. The record is from RefSeq and is a predicted model, not a curated record.
UCCGAUCACGAGGAAUCUAAUAAAAGAGGUUGAAAGAGAGAGAGAAAGAUCUGGCGUCGACCAAAUACAAGCCCUUAAAAACCCUCUCCCACCAACGUCAUCUAUCGACGGCCCUCAGCUGAAGAUUGGUCCAGCCCUAAAAUUAUAUUCUCUGAAUCUCAAAUAUACUAGAAAUUUAGACAUUGCUAUAAGCAGAAGAAUCGAUGGCUUCAUCAGAAGAGAACAGCUCGCUAUUCCCAAUCUUCAUUUUGACUAUAAUGGCACUGCCUUUAGUGCCUUACACGAUUCUCAGGUUAUGCCGUGCUGUCUCUAAAAAGACGAAGAGCAUCCACUGUCACUGUUCUAUAUGUUUACGUUCGGGAAAAUACCGCAAGUCCAUAUUUAAACGGAUCUCAAAUUUCAGCACAUGUAGUAACAUGACACUUGUGCUGCUCUGGGUCAUCAUGGGGUUCCUGGUUUAUUAUAUUAAACAUAUAAGCCACGAGGUUCAACCAUUUGAACCAUUUGGUAUUCUUGGCUUAGAGGCUGGAGCUUCAGAUUCAGAAAUAAAGAAGGCGUAUAGAAGACUUUCCAUUCAAUACCAUCCCGAUAAAAAUCCAGAUCCAGAGGCCCACAAAUAUUUUGUGGAGUUUAUAUCUAAGGCGUAUCAAGCUCUGACAGAUCCAGUAUCUCGUGAGAAUUUUGAAAAAUAUGGCCAUCCAGAUGGCAGGCAGGGGCUUCAAAUGGGAAUAGCUCUUCCACAGUUCUUGCUAAACAUUGAUGGGGCAUCUGGUGGAGUACUUCUUCUUGGGAUUGUAGGAGUUUGUAUUCUUUUGCCAUUGAUGAUGGCAGUAAUAUAUCUCUCAAGGUCAUCCAAAUAUACUGGGAACUAUGUCAUGCAUCAAACCUUGUCCACUUAUUAUUACUUUAUGAAACCUUCCUUGGCCCCAAGCAAGGUGAUGGAUGUAUUCAUUAAAGCUGCAGAAUACAUGGAAAUCCCAGUUCGUAGGAGCGACGCUGAACCCCUUCAAAAACUCUUCAUGGUAGUUCGAAGUGAGUUGAACUUGGACCUCAAGAAUAUUAAGCAAGAGCAAGCAAAGUUUUGGAAGCAACAUCCAUCCUUGGUUAAGACAGAAUUAUUGAUUCUGGCCCAAUUAACUCGCGAAUCAGGGUCUUUAUCUUCAGCUCUGCAGGGAGACUUCAAACAUGUGCUGGAACUUGCACCUCGCCUGCUUGAAGAACUGAUGAAGAUGGCUGUUAUACCACGCAGUCCUCAGGGACAUGGAUGGUUGAGACCUGCCAUUGGGGUUGUUGAACUUUCUCAGAGUAUCAUUCAGGCUGUUCCUCUCAGCGCAAGAAAAGCUUCUGGGGCAUCCACUGAAGGAAUCGCACCCUUUCUGCAGCUCCCACAUUUUAGUGAGGCCAUUGUCAAAAAGAUUGGCCGGAAGAAGGUGCGCACAUUUCAAGAGCUACAAGACAUGACCGCACUGGAGCGUGCGGAGCUGCUAACUCAAGCUGCGGGAUUUUCUCCUGCUGAAGCACAAGAUGUAGAGGUGGUCCUUGAAAUGAUGCCUUCUGUAGAAAUCGAGAUAACAUGUGAGACAGAAGGUGAGGAAGGGAUACAAGAGGGUGACAUUGUCACCAUGCAUGCUUGGAUCUCACUCAAGCGUGGCAACGGACUGACGGCUGCCCUUCCCCAUGCCCCUUAUUUCCCAUUCCACAAGGAAGAGAACUUCUGGUUGCUGCUCGCAGACCCUGUCUCAAAUGAUGUGUGGAUGUCUCAGAAGGUGAGCUUUAUGGAUGAGGCGGCUGCUAUUAUGGCAGCCUCAAAGGCGAUACAAGAUGCAAAGGAGGGCUCUGGCACGAGCGUGAAGGAGACAAGUACUGCUGUGAGAGAGGCAGUUGAGAAAGUAAGGAAUGGGUCGAGGCUUGUGAUGGGCAAGUUUCAGGCACCUGCGGAGGGGAACUAUAAUCUGACUUCCUACUGCUUGUGUGAUGCGUGGAUUGGCUGCGACAAGAAAGCAAGUUUAAAAAUAAAGGUUCUAAAACGGAGCCGGGCAGGGACAAGGGGGGCUGUGGUGGAUGAGGGACUUGCUGUGGAUGAUGGGGUUGAGGAAGAAGAAGAGGAGGAAGAGGGAUACGAUGAUUACGAGAGCGAGUAUAGUGAAGAUGGUGAAGAUGAUGGGGGAAAGGAGAAGAGAAAUGGCAAGUUGGCCAAUGGUGCUGUUCGUGGACAAGGCAGCUCAAGUUCUGAAGGUUCAGACACCGAAGAAGAAUGAUGACAGCCUUUCCUCUUACUCUCCAUUUCAGGCAUUUAGCUUCCACCACAACAAUGUUGUCUUUAUAAAUUAAAAAAGAAAAAGAAAAAGAAAAGUCUUCACACCUUGUUAAGCUUUA